CUCUCUCUCUCUCUCUCUCUGUGUGUUUCUGUGAGCUUGCUUUAAUGGCUCUGGAAACCCUAACCGGGUACGAGCGCCAGAGGCUUGAGAACAUAAAGCGCAAUGGCGAGAUGCUGGCUUCUCUGAAGCUCCAUUGCACAGCUCAAGAACUCUCUUCUGUGACCAAGCGUAUCAGAGUUGAAGCAAAAGGUUACAAGGUCACUCAGUCGAAGAAGCCCAAGCCCGAAGCUCCUGUUGUGCUCCGCAGGUCUCUCCGUACACAAGGAAUGCCGUCUGAUUCAUCAUCAGCAGGAGGUGUUGAAGACGACCUUGUUGUUUCCUCCGAUAAGAACCCCAGACUUCCUACUCCCAAAGUCUUGGGCCCUCUCAGUAUGAAAGAUGCUUAUAGUGGUGAUUCCUCUGACCGGCAACUUAUAGAUACGAUCUUGAAUAUGAGGGAAAACACUCCAUUAAUUUGUGCAAGCAAGGAGAAUUUUUCGAUCAAGGGGGAUAGAAAUUCUCUUGGUGUGAUCACAGGUCCUUCAGAAAAUGAUCCUUCUAGUUGCUCAAUUGAGGAAUGUUUUUGCUCAAUCAAGAAGGACUUUGCUGGGGAUAGGAGCUCUGACGAUCCUAUUUUCUUGGAGAGAACUCUGCUGAAGAGGGAAGCUGAAGGGGAUAUGGAGAAAACCCUGUUGAAUGAUUCAAUGAAGACCGAACUUGAUAAUAAUGGGCCCUCUUACUCAACAUUUAUGAGUAUAUCGGAAAAAGCUCCUUUAAGUUCCCUUAACUUUGCAUCACUGAGAUCGAAACCAGACAAUACCGCACGAGUUAUGCCUGGAAGGAUAACGAAUGUGUGCUUCUUUCCUGCAUCAUACCGUUUGUUGGUUAUUGCUGGAAACGAAUUUGGGAACAUUGGAUUUUGGGAUGUUGAUAGUCAAGAGGAGGAAGGAGAUGGUAUUUGUUUAUACCAUCCUCACUCUGCUCCUGUUUCAGGGAUUUUGAUCCAACCUUUUUCAUUAUCAAAGGUUUUCACAAGCAGCCAAGAUGGAUUAAUUCGUUUGUUGGAUGUAGAAAAGGAAUCAUUUGAUCUGGUUUUCUCCAGCGAAUAUUCCAUCUUCUCUCUUUCUCAACGUCCACAUGAUGUGAAGUCAAUAUAUUUUGGGGAGGGUGAAGGAGGACUAAAUGUUUGGGAUGAGAGGGCAGGCAAAUCUUCAAGCUCAUGGAUGUUGCAUGAGCAAAGGAUCAACUCCAUAGAUUUCAACCCAGAAAACGAUAACUUGAUGGCUACAAGCUCCACUGAUGGUACUGUCUGCAUCUGGGAUGCGAGAAGCAUUAAUACAGAAAAACCGAAAUCCCUGAAGAUAGUUCAUCACAAAAAGGCUGUUUAUUCUGCUUACUUCUCACCCAGUGGGAAUUGUCUAGCAACAACAAGUCUUGGUGACAAAGUUGGAGUUCUGAGAGGAGUUGACUUUGCAGAGGUGGAUAUGAUCCAACAUAAUAAUCUGACGGGCAGAGGAAUUUGUUCUAUCAGGUAUGACUUUCCGCUGUUGCGGAGAUAAUUUAUUAUUCUCCAAGCAGAAACAACAUAUGCUUAAUAUUCUAUUUAAGACUGGUCAGCUUCUUUGCCACAAACUCAAUGGUCUUUCUAAAUCCGUACUAGGGUUUGUUUCAUGAAUUUUCUUACUCAGACCUAUAAAAGCCCUGUUGGAUUUGCAUUUUCAGAUCUUGCUGGUUAGUUUUAAACCCUUCUUUUAAAAAGGUAUUGCAAUAAAAUAAGCAAUAUCUAACUUUCAUAGCUGUUGGUGCAUUUCAAUGAAAUACCCGUUAUAUUUGCAUUUUCAGAUCUCAUUUUAGGACUUUAUGAAUCAAU
This is a messenger RNA of Telopea speciosissima, 1849 nucleotides long. Its product is annotated as DNA damage-binding protein CMR1-like. Lineage: Eukaryota; Viridiplantae; Streptophyta; Magnoliopsida; Proteales; Proteaceae. Gene Ontology annotation, biological process: regulation of DNA damage checkpoint. Gene Ontology annotation, molecular function: protein binding; DNA binding. The transcript is spliced from 4 exons. Gene Ontology annotation, cellular component: nucleus. The record is from RefSeq and is a predicted model, not a curated record. Bases 45 to 1538 code for a protein of 497 amino acids.